GCUUCAGCGAGGUAUACAGUCAUCAAACAUACGUCACCAUAUAUAGCCCUUGUUCACGUUCGAUAUAUAUAGCCCGGCCUUGUUCAUGGCCGACGCUCACCACGACCUGUCUCUCUCUCUCUAUAUAUAUGUAUAUGUCCACCACAAGGUCCACAGCCUCGACUGCGCAACUGCGAGCCUCCACAGCAAAGAGAAGCAAAACCACCCAACAACCCGGCCGCUCGAGCAGCUCCAGCUCCAAGCCUCCAAGCAUCAUGUGCAGGGUGGCGUUGACGAUCCCGUCGCUCGUCUGGCUACGGCGCGCGCUGCGGCGGUGGCGGUCCCGCGCCGCGGAGGCGGCAUCGUCCUCCUCUGACGCCGCGGUGCCGGCGGGGCACGUCGCCGUGUCCGUGCAAGGCACGGCGGCGGCGCCGAGGCGGUUCGUGGUGCGGCUGGCGCACCUCAGCCACCCGGCGUUCCUGGAGCUGCUGCGGCAGGCGGAGGAGGAGUACGGCUUCCCGGCCGCCCCGGGCCCCGUGGCGCUCCCCUGCGACGAGGACCGCUUCCUCGACGUCCUCCGCCGCGUCACCUCCUCGGCCUCGUUUUCCUCCCAUUCCUGUGGUCCGGUGGUGGCCGACCGGCGCGCGCGCGGCGACGCGCGGCCGCUGCUGCGCGGCAUGGCCGUCGAGAGGAACCUCGUCUGGUGACCGCGACGCGUGCGAGCGAGACAAGCCGGCAGCGGGAAAAUUGAACGACUCGCAUGGUGGGCAUGCAGUUCGUGCCCCUCAUACGAUCGAGUGGGGGGGGGUGGCGGGCGUCCUCCUCCCGUGCCCUACGUGAAGACGAAGGCCGCGAGCGUCGAGCGAGGCUGCGAGGGCAACAACUGCAACCGGGGAAGCUAGCCACGGGGCAGCUAGUCUUGUAGACUGUGCUUGGAGGGAAAAAAAAUUUGGUCCAAGAUAAAGAGAGCGUACGUGAGGAUUAUAUUCUUUGAUUUUGGUGGUGUUUUCUUCAUCUCUGUAAUAACCCAACAAUUAAUCCAUCGUGCAAAGUAAUAAACAGGUCAUUGUUGUCUUCCUCCGAAUGAAA
Zea mays is the source of this 1068-nucleotide messenger RNA. Its product is annotated as auxin-responsive protein SAUR36. Gene Ontology annotation, biological process: response to auxin. NCBI's taxonomy places the organism in Eukaryota, Viridiplantae, Streptophyta, Magnoliopsida, Poales, Poaceae. The transcript has a single exon. The record is from RefSeq and is a predicted model, not a curated record. Bases 129 to 686 code for a protein of 185 amino acids.